AUGGAUUGGAUAUUAAUUCAUCAGUGGAAGAAUCCCUCACAGCCUGAGGACCUCAGUGAAGACCCUCAGUAUUCAGGUCGUGUUCAAGUCCUAGAAACAACAGGAGGAAGCUCCACUCUGAGAAUCAGUGACCUGAGAGAGAGUGAUUCAUCUGAGUAUCACUUCAAAUUCACAACACAAGGGUUUGAAUGGAGAAGUGUUUUACCAGGAACAACUGUGACUGUCACAGCUCUGCAGGUGGAGGUGACCAGAAUAAUAUCAGUCCAUCAGUUUGAUACUGAGGCAGAGCUCAAGUGUCUCAGCAGCUGCAGUCCAGCUGAUCACGUUUCCUACGUCUGGUUCAAGAACAAACAGGAAAUCAGCAAACAGCAACUUUCUACUGUUGCAGUCAACUUUUCUCCUGGAGACAUCGUCUCCUGUGCUUUGAGAGGACAUGAGGAUCACCAGUCUCCUUCAGUGUAUCGUCCAAAGCUUCCUUCCGUAUCAGUGACUCCUUCUGCUGAGAUAAUGGAGUUCAGUUCAGUGACUGUGACCUGUAGCAGUGAUGCUAACCCAGCAGCUAACUACACCUGGUACAAGGACAAAACUCUGGUCGGUGAAGAACCACAGCUUGUCUUCAGCUCCAUCCAGUCCUCUGACUCUGGAGAGUAUCACUGUACAGCUGAGAACGUUCUGGGCACAAGAUCAUCUGAAAACAUUCAUAUCAACGUCAAAUACACAGAUAAAACAGCAGCUGUAGGAACGAUCACUGCUGUUGUCCUCGCUGUCUCAGUCCUCGCUGUCUUCCUGUGGAUCAGGUUAUCAGUUCUGUGGCUGUGAUCACGUUC
This is a messenger RNA of Mugil cephalus (flathead mullet), 827 nucleotides long. Its product is annotated as carcinoembryonic antigen-related cell adhesion molecule 1-like. Lineage: Eukaryota; Metazoa; Chordata; Actinopteri; Mugiliformes; Mugilidae. The transcript is spliced from 5 exons. Bases 1 to 819 code for a protein of 272 amino acids. The record is from RefSeq and is a predicted model, not a curated record.